Molecule: messenger RNA, 2980 nt
Organism: Pocillopora damicornis (cauliflower coral)
Lineage: Eukaryota; Metazoa; Cnidaria; Anthozoa; Scleractinia; Pocilloporidae
Product: rab proteins geranylgeranyltransferase component A 1
Biological process (GO): protein geranylgeranylation; intracellular protein transport; vesicle-mediated transport
Cellular component (GO): cytosol; Rab-protein geranylgeranyltransferase complex; nucleus
Molecular function (GO): GDP-dissociation inhibitor activity
Source: RefSeq, a predicted model, not a curated record
AUGGCGGAGGAUAACCUUCCUGAUGAUUUCGAUGUGAUUGUACUUGGAACGGGUUUCCCGGAGUCUGUGGUGGCAGCUUCUCUGUCAAGAGUGGGUCUGAAGGUUCUUCAUUUAGACAGGAAUGAUUAUUAUUCUGGACAGUGGGCCACAUUUACCUUUGACAGUUUGUUAAAGUGGAUUGAACUCAACCAGGGUGAAACUCAUGGAGGUGCAUCAGAUGAAUCUGGUGCCCACAACAAGGAACCACCAAGCUUGGAGUCUGGUACCUUCUCAGUCCCAGUUCCCAGCCACUCUAACACAGUGAGCAAUAUAGUGGUUAGAUCUUAUUUUAGUGAGAAAAAACAAGAGCAAGAGUUUGGUCUCUCUGAAUCAAAGGAGGACUCAACACUUGAAACAGCAGCAAGCUUCAGUGAAGCUUGGAAAUCUGUCGAGACCAAAGAGGUUAAACCAGUUCCAUCUGGUGAAAAUGACCCCUCAAAAGUAAUUGCAGGUGCAGAAGGAUCAGGAAAUGAAGCUGAAGGUUUUGUAGAUAGGCCAUCAGAUGAUAGCCAUGAGAAGUUGGAUACAUCUGACUUAAACAGUACUAGCAGUCCUACUCAGUUAGAAGAGAGUAAUGAAACUCCACUCAGUGAAGAAAAAGUUUCUGAUAAAGAUUUUAAGGAGAAUCAUGAUGAAGAGCUACCAACAGUAACAGAUUCCAGAGAUGGUCAAGAACUUUCCUCUUUGUCACAACCAAGGCAUAGAAGUGAAAAGAAGCCUGCUAUAUGUCCUGACAUGACAUAUGAUGAUCUGAAGCCAUACUGGAGAAGAUUCAACAUUGAUAUAUCUCCUAAACUUCUGUUCUCCAGAGGACCCUUAGUGGAGGCACUGAUCUCGGCAAAUAUUAGUCAUUAUGCAGAGUUCAAAACUGUAACCAGAAUAUUGACAUACAUGAAUGGACAAGUAGAAGAGGUACCAUGUUCAAGAGCUGAUGUAUUCAGCAGCAAUGCAAUAUCUGUGGUGGAGAAACGAAUGCUCAUGAAAUUUCUGACUUUCUGCCUUGAUUUUGAACAACAGCAAGAGCAGUAUGAAGGACAUGAAAACAAACCAUAUGUUGAAUUCCUCCAGUCACGCAGACUGACACCCAAUUUGCAGCAUUUCAUAAUUCAUGCCAUAGCCAUGGUCAAGCCUGAAACUGCAACAGUCAUUGGACUUAAGGCUACGCAAAGCUUUUUACAAUCACUUGGACGCUAUGGAAACACCCCUUUUAUUUGGCCCCUCUAUGGUGCUGGUGAGUUACCACAGGCAUUUUGCAGAAUGUGUGCGGUGUUUGGUGGUUUAUAUUGCCUUCGAAGAAGUGCAUCAGAAAUAACAAUCAGCAAGGAAAAUGGCAAGUGUACAGGAGUAAUUUCUGAGAAUCAGCUCCUGAAGUGUAAAUGGCUGAUAAUGGAGCAUUCAUAUGUCCCAAACAUUUACAAAAAGGAGUGCUGUCAGUUUGUUUCCAGAGGAGUUUUCAUAACAUCUAGUUCCUUGAAGAUUUCAAAGGAGGAGUGCGUAUCAGUUCUGUCUGUUCCUCCAUCAUUAGAAGGAGAAGAACCAGUGAGAGUCAUUCAAUUAGGGUCAGCCUCUAUGGCCAGCCCUAAUGGCCUCUAUGUGGUCCACUUAGUCAGUAAAGGUGUGACAUCAGCUAAGGAUGAUUUGGAAGCAACAGCAAACAAGUUGUUUCAUUUUCCUUCUGAAGGAAACCUUCACAGCGACAAGCCAACAGUUCUGUGGUCUUUGUAUUUCAACCAAUUUAUUCCUGAUUCCUCAUGUGUUGUUGACUUGCCAUCAAAUGUACAUGCUCUCUCGCUGCCUGGAUUGAGCUUAGGAUUUGGAGAGGCAUUGCAGCAGGCUAAGGAAGUGUUCGAAAAAAUCUGCCCUGAUGAAGAAUUCUUGCAGCCUGUUCCUAACCCAGAAGAUAUUAUAUUGGAUGACUUUCUACAGGAUCCAAAUCACAACACCCCACAAACAGACUUGGCAAAUCCUCAGAACGAUGAUAUCAUAGACGGUGGAGAGGGGAGAGCGUUACAUGAGCAAGCUGAGGGUGGGGAUGGUGGGGACAGCCAAUCAGUAGAAGAGAAAAAUGAGAGCGGAACUGGAGCGACUUCUUCUGAACCGCAGGAACAUUUGGCAAAUGAAUGAAAGUAAAUACAUAUGUUUUUGCAAAGGCUAAAAGAGACAGUGACAUUCCUGAGGCCACAUGGGGCUAGCUAUCGGCGUUCCACUCUCCUCCACUGACCCGAGCUGGCGUUUUCAAAAUGGAAGCUCUCUCGAAAGUUUCUUUAGGAAAAUUUUGUUUUCGGUGACCGAAUGAUCAAAAUAAGUUGGACGAUGAGGCAAACCGAUAAAAAUAGGCCCCAGAUUUAUCCGAAUGGUUGUGGACAGUGCUCAAACAAAAGCGUAAAAGGAAACCUUAGAAAUCUGGAGAGUAGGAUCUUUUCGAAAUCGACUAGCUCUGGAAACGAGGAUGAUAUUUUCUUAUUAUUAUUUCAUUAAUGUGCCAACGUUCAUAUCUCUCUUCUUGUUUGGGAAUCAAGCCAUGAAAUGGACUCAAGCAAGGAACAUUUGACUUCAGUGCGAGACAUUUCCUACAAGAUUGUAAUUUUUCUAAUGAAAUAAAAACAGUUAAAACAACAACUAGUGAAUAACCAGAAAUUUGCAAAAUCUGUAGGGUAAUUUUUAUCGCAUACCCUCUUUACUGGACUCUUUCUAAGAUUAAUGAAUCCACUUUGCGGAAUGUUUCAAAGUUUUGUUUUACGUUUCCGGUGUGUGCACGUGUCGGCGGAAGUGACCGAGACUGUCGGCGAAGUCACUAUUAUGUCGGCGCGUUGACCAUUAGUGUCGGCGAAGUGACCGGGUACUUAUAAAUCUAUUGGGAGUUAUUAUGCGGGCUAAAAAGAAUACGAAACUCUGGGAACCUUUACACAGUUUCUUCAUUAAAUCUGUUAUCUCAAGUUAA